This is a messenger RNA of Lactuca sativa (garden lettuce), 661 nucleotides long. Lineage: Eukaryota; Viridiplantae; Streptophyta; Magnoliopsida; Asterales; Asteraceae. The record is from RefSeq and is a predicted model, not a curated record.
AGAGCGACCGACAUACAAUAAUGCCUCCAAAUUUUUUUGUUUCUCAUGCUUUGGAAGAAGGACAGGACUGGAGGGCGUUUAUGGCUGGUAUUGCUACAUACCCCAACUUCAUGGUUGCUUGGUGGGAUGUUGAUACGGUCUUAUUGCCGAUUCAUUCAUCCCCUAAUCAUUGGCUAUUUGGGGAACUACGAUUAGCGUCAAUGGAAGUGCAUAUUUAUGACAGUCUUGGUAGAGGUGCUUAUGAAAAAUUCCAAUCCGAAGGAAUCUUUUCCAAAUUUGAACGUCGGGUGGCAAAUUAUUUGGACAAGAUUAAGUAUUGGGCCCGGAGGAACAUCCCAAGGAUUCCAUUGAAUAUGCAAUUCAUUUAUGAAGAAAACGUUCCCCAACAAAGUAGUCAUUUGGGAGAUUGCGGUGUUUUUCUUUGUAUGUUUAUGGAGCAAUUGGUUUCAGGUCAACCAAUACGUGUUCUUAUUGACCCAAAGAACGCAGCUUUAGAGUUCCGUCUCCGGAUGGCAAAAAUUAUUUGGGGGUCUAGUCUUGCUCCUCUGUAGUUGGAUUAUAUAAAUGUAUAUACAAAUUAAUGUUGGAUUUCAUUAUUAGUUUAUCUUUAGAGUUUACUCAACGGAUGACAAAAAAUAUAACGUUACGACAAUUACAACAA